Molecule: messenger RNA, 2555 nt
Organism: Chironomus riparius
Lineage: Eukaryota; Metazoa; Arthropoda; Insecta; Diptera; Chironomidae
Source: the annotation of a GenBank genome assembly
UUUUUAUAGAUUUUCAAAACUCAUCAGAUUCUCCCAUCCAUCUGCAACUCGGAAAUCAACACACGCUAGUUAAAACUGUAGACAUCGAAGUAUUUAAUAAAAUUUCAAAUAAAGAAUCUCACCAGAAAUUUCAAAGUCAACAAAACCAACGAAUUUUAUCAAAAUAUUCUCAUCAAUCCAAUUGACCUUAAAUUGUCAUCACUGUAAUCGUCAUAAAAAUUAAGGACAUCAUAUGAAAAUAUUUUAACAGUCGCUAUAAAAAGAGUCUUCUUGACACAUUCACGCGACCAUCAUCAAUUUGGAAUUUUCAUUGCAUAAUAAAAAUAUUUUUCAACCCAGUUAAGGAUACAAAUACAGCAUAAAUAUGAGUCAGUUAACAGAAAAGACAGAAAAUGUGACGCCCAACAGGCUCGUCUCUCUAAAGGUCCUCGUUUUCUUAUUCUUUGGAGCUCUCCAAUGCAUGUAUGCCUUCCUACCCCACCACAUGGAAUAUCUUGGAUUUACAAAAUAUGACAUUCGUCUGAUUACAUUAGCAUCCGCACUUGUUUCAAUAAUUGGUCCAUUAAUAAUAGGUUUUAUCCUUGAUCGAAUAUCAAUCAAAAGACCGUCAGCUUAUGGAAAAUGGCUUCGAGUUCUUCUCUUUAUUUUCUUUAUCCUUGCUGGGAUUUUCUUUGGAUUAUUGCUCUUAGUGACUCCAGCUGGUUUGACAGAAAUUGAAAGUGUUGAUGAAACUGUCACAUUUUCAUGUCGUGACGAUGGCGGAUAUGUUUAUGUCAAAAAGAACUUAACAGAAGGACAAUGCAAGAAUUUGGAAGGCAAAAUUGGUGAAUUGAAGCUUCUUAAAUGUUCAUACACGUGUGAAUCACCUGAAAAUUUCAAAGAUUUCUCACAACGAUCAAAAUUACAAGAAGAUCCAUCGAAAAAAUCUGUAGACACAAAAUCAAAUCAGGUAGAGUCUGAUGAAAAUGCAUCAACUGAUUACAUCGAAGAUUAUAGUGAAUUAACGGGACCUGAACCAGCAGCCUUAACACAAGAACCAACUUCACCACCUCUUAUCCCACCACCACAUAUUUGCUUGUCAAACACUGAAUUUGGACAUUGUCAUGUUUAUCUCAACGAGAGUGUUAUUAUACUGCCGGAUAUGAAAGCUGCUAAGUGGGAUGCCAAUAAGACUAAUGAUUUCAAUGAGGAUUGGUGCAAGCAUCCAUUAGAAAGUUUCAACUGUCAAGUACCAGAGCAACAAGUCCAAUGGAUGAAGCUUCUCAAUUUUGCUAGAGAAAAUUUCACAUGUACGCCAGCAGUUGAAUGCCACAUUAGUGAUCCAUUUGGAAAGGAAUCAAUUCUUCGAUUCAUCGACAGAACUCAAAAAUACAGUGGAGAACCAAUUCCAUAUGAAGUUUAUGUCCCACUUAGAGUAAUUGCUGAACUAUUCCCGGUCAUCAUUCACAUGCUGCUUAAUAUUGCUAUAAUUAUUGCCACUCGUGAGACUUCUAUUGGACGUGGAAAUGUUGGACAUCAAUGGGCUUUCUAUCCAAUUGGUUUAUUAGUCUUUGCAUCUGUUAUUGGAUUACUUAAUCAUGCCUUCGCUGAUGAUACAAAUAGAUAUUUGGUUCCUAUUUUGACAUUCUCAAUUACAAUGUUUAUUUGUGCUAUUGUUGUAUUGUUUUCUGGCAAACUUCCUUUAACACCAUCCGAUUGGUGGUGGCACACAAAGUGUGGAAUGCUUGCAAUUCCAAUGUCAGCAUUGAAACGUUACAAAUGGGUCAUUGCAGCUAUCGCAACUGUAUCAUUCAUCCUUGGUGGAUUGUGGCAUAUUCAAGAAGUUUAUCGUCAUCUCUUUACAAUAGAUUUAAUUGAAUAUGCAAUCAUUGAGAAUGGAGUAUGGAGAAACAAGACAUUUGUUUACAUUAUUGGAUCAAUUUUGGCAAUUCCAUUGAUUUGGAAUGGCGAAAAGAUUGUUGACUGCUUAGGACACUCAAAUAUUUUCAUUCUCGCUUUUGUGAGCUUUGCAUUGAGAUUUGCUGGACUUUACUUUGAUCAUGAAACGAGCUACACGACACUUUAUGAAAUUUUGGAACCACUGUCAUUUUAUCUUCCAGUGCUUGCUUUAAUUCUCUUUACACGCCAUUUAAUUCCAAAGAAACUUUUAGCUUUAGGUCAAGGUCUUCUUGUCAUCCUCUUCUUUGCUUUGGGACGUGCAUUCGGUUUCUUUUAUGGAACUUCUAUCAUUUCUGAUGACAAGAACAACAAAUACAUUUAUGAGACACCAGAAGCUAAUCAUGAAACUGAAUUGAAUGACUUCCAAACAAUUUACACUGUUGGAGCUACAAUUGCAUGCAUUGCAGCUAUUAUAUACUUUACAAUUUAUCAUUGCAUACUGCUGCCUUAUUAUCAUGUUCCAACAAAUCGAUUGGGAACCAGCACAGAAUCGAAUGUCUCACCACAACGUGUGUUCCAUGAUGAAAGAAGCCGCAAAGGCUACUUCCGGUAUUAAAUUGAAUUUUUCUUUUAAUCUAAGAUUUCAUUAAAUUGUGCAACUUUAAUCAGUCAUCGAA